GACAUAUUCAUUCCCAGCGGUGGUACGUGGUAAUGCCGAGUCCGGCCACGGCGGUCCUGGGGAGGAUCGCUCUCUUCUUCGCGGUUGCUGUUGGACUCUACGCAGCGCUGCUAGGCGUCCUACUGCAUCCCACCCUGCAGCGCUUUGCGCUCUACGUUAACAAGCUCAACACCUUGCCGUUUGGGGAUGAUCUGAACAAUGGCGAAUCUUUCGGCUACUCAAAGCAUCAAGUCACACCGUUUGAACUGCCAACACCGGACGGCGAGACAUUGUAUGCUUGGCAUAUCUUACCGUUGGACGUCUAUGCCCGCCAUGAGCAAUCUCUGCGUGAGGAGCAAAGACCGCAUCUACCCAUGAGCAUGGACGAGUUUAGGCGGAGCAGUGCCUUCCAGUUCCUCACGAGCGAUGAGCCGGUGCCAGCACAAGUUAUUGUAGCCUUCCACGGCAAUGCCGGUCAUAUCGCUCAAGGCUGGCGAACAGAUACAUACCGACAACUUGCUCUCAGACCGAACACGCAUGUCUUGACAAUCGACUACCGUGGUUUCGGUCAUUCGACCGGUUCACCGACAGAAGCAGGCCUGAUCACGGAUGGCACAGCGCUUAUUGACUGGGUCAUGCAUGCCGCCGGUAUUCCGCCAGAACGCAUCGUGGUUCUCGGGCAAAGCUUAGGAACUGCCGUUUCAAGCGCCGUGACCCUGCACUUUGCCGACCCCUCGAGCGAGCUCAUCCCGAGCACAUCAAGGGAGCUGCGUCCGCUGCUUGCAAAGGAGGGCUCCAUCCAACCGACUGCAUUCGCUGGGGUCGUGCUUGUGGCGCCUUUCUCGAGCUUACCGUCCCUUUUGCUGACAUACCGUAUCGGCGGCUUCCUACCGAUACUACUCCCUCUGCGGCCCUUCCCGUACAUUGCUGGCAUGCUCACCAGUCGAAUGGUCGACACUUGGCGUUCCGCAGACCGUUUGGCAGCAUAUUAUCAGGCACUUGCCAACAGUCCGCUGACGAAGUCUGACCGCACCGGUCGAGUCAUGGGUAGCCUCCAGCUUGUGCACUCCAUUAGGGACAUGGACAUCCCGUAUCAUCAAACGGAAAUGAUCUGUCGACGCGUCUUUGGUGGAGGCUUCGAGCCGGGCGUUUACGAGAAGGAGGAAGACUCUGGUCUGGUCGACUGCGUGGAUGGCAGCCGUGGAGCGGCUGUGCUUGACGUUAAGGCAGCGAAUCGGCCACGGGUCAGAUUCGAAAUAAUCGAGUAUGGAGGCCACAAUCGCAUUAUCACCUACAGCCAGGUAGCUGCCGCUAUCUCACGGGUCUUCGACAACCUCUUCGACUAGCCGCUGACAACAGCUGGCAACUGCAAUUGACUGGGAUUGACCAAAGGUCCCUGAAUAGUGCUGUUGUGCUGCCAAUGUGCUGCGAGCUGAUAGAGUGGGCUUUUUAUAUAGAGUUAGAGCUGUCCCGAAGGGUGGACUUAAACUCAUGGCAGUUCGUCUUCG
Messenger RNA from Baudoinia panamericana UAMH 10762, 1487 nucleotides. RefSeq lists its product as uncharacterized. The transcript has 3 exons. NCBI's taxonomy places the organism in Eukaryota, Fungi, Ascomycota, Dothideomycetes, Mycosphaerellales, Teratosphaeriaceae. The coding region runs from base 33 to 1325 and encodes 430 amino acids. The record is from RefSeq and is a predicted model, not a curated record.